UUCCCCACGCCGGGGCUUCAAUUCAGUAACUUAUCCCUUAACGGACGAUUCACAACCAUAGCUCUCGUUUCCCAGCUUCCUAUUGUUCUCUACUAUAUCGCUAUUAACUACUUUUAUUCAUUCAUUCCUACAUUCCUACUCUCUGGCUUAUAUUCAACUCCGACGGCAUCACAAUGAGCUCCAUCCGGCGCAUGUCCCCUACGGACUUGCUCUCCCUCAACCUGACAAACCUCGACCCAUUAACGGAGAACUAUGACCUGGGUUUCUACCUCAAUUACCUUAUGCGGUGGCCGUCUCUCUUCAGUACCAUCCAAGAUCGCCAGGAAGGCAUUGUCGGCUACAUCAUGGGAAAGCUCGAAGAACAACACCCGUCCAUGCGUCACUCCGAACACUACACUCCCUGGCAUGGCCACAUCACCGUCUUGACCGUUGCGCCCGCAUGGCGCCGACUUGGCCACGCUCGCCGUCUCACCGAGCGCCUAGAGCGCGGGUCCGACAUCAACGACGCAUGGUUCGUCGAUCUGUACGUUCGCGCAGGGAAUAAAAUAGCGGUGGAUAUGUAUAAGGGCAUGGGGUACUCGGUCUUCCGGCGGGUAGUCAAUUACUAUAGUGAUGAUCCGACGGGGAUGUCUGCUUCAGGUGAAGACGCUUUUGAUAUGCGAAAGCCGUGUACGCGGGACAAGAAUUUACAGCAUGUACGGGAGAAAGGGGAGGAUUUCCUUGUUAGCCCGGAGGAUGUUUCGUAGAGGUUAUGAUCGGUUUCGAUGUGUUGCGUAGGUGUGCAUGCAUCUUAAAAGCUCGAUUUAUCUGUUAGCAUUUAGGUGUUUCGGUGUUGUUUCUUUCUUUUCUUUUUUCGUCUCUUUCCUGAGAGUUCUUAUUCAUCUGUCAUCGCUUCUUGCUCUAUUAGAUUUAGUCGGUGUAAAUGAACAUGGAACGAAA
This is a messenger RNA of Aspergillus alliaceus, 939 nucleotides long. Its product is annotated as peptide alpha-N-acetyltransferase complex B subunit NAT3. NCBI's taxonomy places the organism in Eukaryota, Fungi, Ascomycota, Eurotiomycetes, Eurotiales, Aspergillaceae. Gene Ontology annotation, cellular component: NatB complex. Gene Ontology annotation, molecular function: protein-N-terminal amino-acid acetyltransferase activity. The transcript is spliced from 3 exons. Gene Ontology annotation, biological process: N-terminal peptidyl-methionine acetylation. Bases 174 to 746 code for a protein of 190 amino acids. The record is from RefSeq and is a predicted model, not a curated record.